Capra hircus (goat) is the source of this 3160-nucleotide messenger RNA. It is a transcript of the gene CLCA4, whose product is annotated as chloride channel accessory 4. The record is from RefSeq and is a predicted model, not a curated record. Gene Ontology annotation, molecular function: intracellularly calcium-gated chloride channel activity. The transcript has 14 exons. Bases 27 to 2828 code for a protein of 933 amino acids. Gene Ontology annotation, biological process: chloride transport. Lineage: Eukaryota; Metazoa; Chordata; Mammalia; Artiodactyla; Bovidae.
UGCCCCUUCAACAACACUGGGGAACAAUGGGGUUAUUCAGAAGUUUUGUCUUUCUCUUAAUGUUAUACCUGCUGCAGGGAUCCAAUACUUCCCUUGUUCGGCUGAAUAACAAUGGCUACGAGGGAAUUAUCAUUGCUAUAGACCCCGCUGUGCCAGAAAAUGAAAUGCUAAUUGAAAAGAUACAGAACAUGGUGAUUGAUGCAUCUACUUACCUGUUUGAAGCCACAGAAAAGAGAUUUUUUUUCAAAAAUGUAUCAAUAUUAAUUCCAGAGAACUGGAAGAACAUCAAUCAGUACAAGAGGCCAAAACAUGAAAGCUACACACAUGCUGAUGUUAGAGUUGCUCCACCUGCACUCCCAGGUAGAUAUGAACCAUAUACUAAGCAAUUCACAGCCUGUGAAGAAAAAGGAGAAUAUAUUCAUCUCACUCCCGACUUUGUACUUGGAAACAAGCAAAAUGAAUUUGGACCAUCAGGUAGACUGCUUGUCCACGAGUGGGCCCAUCUCCGCUGGGGAGUAUUUGAUGAGUACAACGAUGAUGAGCCUUUCUACAGGGCAAAGUCAAGGAAAAUUGAAGCAACAAGGUGUUCCACAGGUAUUACUGGCUUAAAUAGAGUAUAUGUGUGUGAAGGAGGCAGCUGUGUAUCAGAUAGGGAAUGCAGAAUUGAUUCCAAGACAAAUCUGUAUCAAAAAAAUUGUCAAUUCUUCCCUGAUAAAUAUCAAACUGAAGAGACAUCCAUAAUGUUUAUGCAAGGUAUUGAUUCUGUCACUAAAUUCUGUAAUGAAAAAAACCAUAACCGAGAAGCUCCAAGUCUACAAAACAAAAUGUGCGAUUAUAGAAGCACAUGGGAGGUGAUCAGCAAUUCUGAGGAUUUUAAAAACACAACGGCUAUGUCGGCACCACCCCCUCCACCUGUCUUCUCAUUGCUAAAGAUCAGUGAAAGAAUUGUGUGCUUAGUUCUUGAUAAGUCUGGAAGCAUGGCGACUUCUAAUCGUCUAAAUCGAAUGAACCAAGCGGCCCAACAUUUCCUGCUGCAGACUGUUGAAAAUGGAUCUUGGGUGGGGAUGGUACACUUUGAUAGUUCUGCUUCCAUCAGAAGUAAUCUAAUCCAAAUCAUAAGCAGCAAUGAAAGAAGAAAGCUCUUGGAAAGUUUACCUACAGUUGCUAGCGGAGGAACUUCCAUCUGCAGUGGAAUUGAAUCAGGAUUUCAGGCAAUUAGAAAUGCUUACUUUCAACUAGAUGGAUCUGAAAUAGUGCUGCUGACUGACGGGGAGGAUAACACUGUGAAGUCUUGUACUGAGAAAGUGAAACAAAGUGGGGCCAUCAUUCAUUUCAUUGCUCUUGGACCAAAUGCUGCUCUAGAAGUCAAAGAGAUGAGCACUGCAACAGGAGGAAAAUAUGUUUAUGCUUCAGACGAAGGCCAGAACAAUGGCCUUAUUGAUGCUUUUGCAGCCCUUGCAUCAGGGAACAUCGAUGCCUCCCAGCAAUCUAUUCAGCUUGAAAGUAAGGGAUUAAAACUCAACAGUAAUGACUGGAUGAAUGGCACUGUAAUAAUUGAUAGCACUGUGGGAAAGGACACAUUCUUUCUCAUCACAUGGAGCCAACAACUUCCCUCUAUUUCUCUCUUUGAUCCCAAUGGAAUGUCAAUGGAGAAUUUCACAGUGGAUUCAACUUCCAAAAUGGCCUAUCUCAAUAUUCCAGGAGCUACAAAGGUGGGUGUGUGGACUUACAAUAUUCAAGCAAAAACAAGCUCAGAAACAUUGACUAUAACAGUAAAUUCUCGGGCAGCAAACUCUUUUGUGCCUCCAAUCACAGUGAAUGCUAAAGUGAAUAAAGAUACAAACAGCUAUCCCAGCCCACUGAUUGUUUAUGCAGAAAUUCUACAAGGGUAUUUACCCAUUCUUGGAGCCAACGUGACUGCUUUCAUUGAAUCAAAAUUUGGAGAAACAGAAGUUUUGGAACUUUUGGAUAAUGGUGCAGGUGCUGAUUCUUUCAAGAAUGAUGGAGUCUACUCUAGAUACUUUACAACUUAUAAAGAAAAUGGCGCAUAUAACUUAAAAGUACGAGCUCAUGGAGGAGAAAAUGCCGUCACAAGGAGCUUAAGGCAUCCAAUGAAUACAGCUGCAUACAUACCAGGCUGGGUAGUAGAUGGCAACAUUGAAGGGAAUCCACCAAGACCUGAAAAUGAUGAGGACACUCAGACAAAUGUGGAGAGUUUCACCCGAACAGCAACAGGAGAUGCAUUUGUGGUUUCCAAUGUUCCACAGUCUCCCUCAUUACUUGACCUCUUCCCGCCAAGUCAAAUCACGGAUCUUGAGGCCACAUCACAUGAGAAUGAGAUCAAUCUAACGUGGACAGCACCAGGGGAUGAUUUUGAUGUUGGAAAAGUUCAACAGUAUAUCAUAAGAAUAAGUGAAAGCAUCCUGGAUCUAAGGGAUAAUUUUGAUGAUGCUCUGCAAGUAAACACUACUGCUCUGUUACCAAAAGAGGCCAAUUCCAAGGAAACCUUCACAUUCAAACCAGGAAAUAUCUCAGAGGAAAAUGAAACCCACAUAUUCAUUGCCAUUCAAAGUGUGGAUAAAAGCAAUUUGACAUCAAAAGUAUCCAACAUUGUGCAAGUAGCUUUGUUUGUUCAAGAAGAUUACACUCCUGAUGAAAUUCAUCCAGAUCCUAGUCCUGAUAAAAAUCCCCCUAAAUCCGGACUCAGCGUUUCUGCCUUGGUGUUGUUAGUGGUUGGCUCUGUGGUAAUUGUUAGUCUGAUUUUAAGCAUCACCAUUUGUAUCUUAAACAAGAGAAGAAAGCCUAGCAGACCCAGAACAGGGUUUUAAGAAUAUAUCAACAACAAAAUUAAAGGAUGUUUCAGAAUUUUUAAAUUUAUCAUGUGUGAAAAUAAUUUGAAGAAUUUUACAAGGAACCCUUAGACUAAAUAGAAACAUGCAGAGAUAUUUGAAAAAUUGUAAAUCAAUAUUAAAUUAAACAAUUUGUAUUUAUUAAUGUAUCAAAAGGUGAUAAAUAUCUUUUUCAUAUUCAUACCUGGUUACAUAUUAUCUGACACAAAACUUCUCUAUAAAAAUACAAAUUUCAUCAAGAAGUUCAAACUGUCUAUUGGAGUGGUCAAAAUACAAAUGUAAGAAGGCAAAUAAACAAUAUUUUUGAGAAA